This is a messenger RNA of Anoplophora glabripennis (Asian longhorned beetle), 4873 nucleotides long. RefSeq names its product rho GTPase-activating protein 44. The record is from RefSeq and is a predicted model, not a curated record. NCBI's taxonomy places the organism in Eukaryota, Metazoa, Arthropoda, Insecta, Coleoptera, Cerambycidae. Bases 81 to 2525 code for a protein of 814 amino acids. Gene Ontology annotation, cellular component: intracellular anatomical structure; cytoplasm. Gene Ontology annotation, biological process: positive regulation of GTPase activity; regulation of actin cytoskeleton organization; regulation of Rac protein signal transduction. Gene Ontology annotation, molecular function: protein binding; GTPase activator activity. The transcript has 5 exons.
AUUCAUUGUCAUUUUUGUCUAUAAAUUUUGUAGUAGUAAGGUUAUCUAUCUUAAAGUAUAUUAAUUAUUAUUGUUGAAAAAUGAAGAAACAGUUUUUUCGUGUUAAACAAUUAGCAGAUCAAACGUUUUUAAGAGCUGAAAAGAGUGAGAUACUAAACCAUGAAGAAUUACAAAUUGCUGAUCAAAAAGUUGAAUUUCUACGGGGUGCAAUUACAUCAAUUAUUAAAAAAAUGGCUCCUAAUGGUCCAACCAGUGAACUGGAAAAAUUUAUGAAAAAAACCAUGGAAUUUCAACUUGGCACAACGUUAAUUGAAGAAAGUAGGCAGUUUAAGGAAUGUCAACUAUUUCAAUAUAUAUUAAAAGAAUCUGGAUUGAUUGAGCAGCAACUAGCUCGUGAAAAUGCAGAACAUGAGAUGAAAGUUGAGGAAUUAGUUUAUACGCCUCUGCAAAAUGUUCUUGAAAAUGAAUUUCCCAAUGUGCUGAAACAUAAACAUGCUCUUAGAAAAUAUUGUCUUGAUAAAGAUUCUGCAAGUAAUAGAUAUAAUGCAACUAAAAAGGAAACUGUGAAAGAGGAUUUGGAAGAGGCAGAUAAUAAGGUGGAACAAAGUAGAGAUCAGUUAGCCAUUGAAAUGUUCCACAUAUUGUCAAAAGAAAACGAAUUUUCCGAGUAUAUAUUGCAAUUAUUAAAGUUACAGCGGGGAUAUCAUGAGAGCGCCUUAAAGAAUUUGGAAACAGUAAUACCUCAGCUGGAAAAAAAAAUAGGAAACAGUCCAGUAAGAAAAGUAUUUGGUACAGCCCUAAAGGAACACCUUCGUAUAACUGGUAAAAGAAUUGCAUAUCCUCUAGAAAUAUGCAUAUCUGCACUUUCCCAUUACGGUAUGCUAGAGGAAGGUUUGUUCCGAGUAGCAGGUAGUUCUGCAAAAGUAAAACGAUUAAAAUUAUCAAUAGACUCUGGAUGUUUUUCUGUAUUAAUACCUGAAUAUAGGGAUGCACACGUUUUGGCUAGUCUUUUAAAAUUAUACUUAAGGGAAUUGCCUGAACCUCUUCUUACCUAUUACUUGCAAAAAGAAUGGAUGAAUGCUAUGCAAUACCAAGGAAUUCAGAGAAUGGAAACUAUUAAAAAUAUACUAGAAAAGUUGCCACAGGAAAACAAAGACAAUUUAACUUACCUAAUUCAAUUUCUUUCUAAACUCAGUCAACAUCCUGAAAACAAAAUGUCGGCUUCAAAUAUUGCUAUUGUCUUGUCACCUAACUUGUUGUGGUGUAAAGAUGAAGAGGAAAGCGCUAACAUGGGAAAUUGUGUUUUAAUAAAUAUGUUAAUAGAAUUUUUUAUUAAAGAAGCCGAUUUAUUGUUUCCCAGUGAUGUGGCUAAAUAUGUAAAUCUUUCGAGGCUAUUUCAUGAUGAGGAAACUACGAGAUAUAAUAAAAUAUAUAAUGAUUUAAAACCUGAAAGUCCAAAACCGAAUACACGAAAAAAAAAAUCGGCACCUAUACCGCCAAAUUUGUUAAAUAAAAUGGAUCAAGACAUUUCAUUAAGAAGUUAUGACGUCAGCAAAUAUAAUAAGAACUUGGACAAUUUAAUGGUUAACGCAGGUGUUAAUGCAGAUUAUUCGCUUAAAGAAAAUUCAAAUGAAAAUAUUAACAGAGAUAUAAUCGAUUCACAUCAGAAACAACAAAGCGAUAGUUUAGAGGUCACUGUCCAAAAUGCACAUAUUUUAGACAAAGAUUCGCAACGAGUUUGUAUUCUAGAUAGAAAAGAAAUUGGUACGAAUAAUCAAUCAAGUCCAAAAGUACAUUCUUCAUUUUGUCAAGAAGCCAAACAUAAUGUAUCUGUAGAUUCGACAAAUCAGUUUACUGGUACCUCUGAUCAAAUACACAACAACAAACUAAGUGAUAACAGCAAAAUUUUGACGAUAACUAUAAAUUCACAUAAAACUGCUGAUAAUAUCGACAAUCAAUUGAGGCAAAAAAAUUUAGUUAACCGGCCAACCAAACCGGAAGUUCCAGCUAGACCACUGUCCCUAACAAAGAAGUCUGACAAUACAGAUUCAGUAUUUAAAAAAACCCAUUGUUCCCUUUAUAACGUAGCAGAUAGAAUGCACCCGAGCAUUAUUAAUAUAAAAAGAGAUAAUGAAAUAGCUCCAGCGAAACAUGAUAUUCAGUGUGCGGAGAAAACAAAAACGGUGACAAAAAUAGAUGGAAAUAACAAAUCCCAAAAUAAAGCUGAUGAGCGUCCCAUUUGUACCAUAACUACAAUGAAAAUAAACGUAAAUAGUAAGGAGUCAAUAAAUACACAUACUCUUAGUGAUUUCCAAUACAAAACCAAAUCCAAUGAACAAUUAAACUGUAUUGAAAAUGAAUAUUCAACUAAUUGUGAUAGAAAAAGUAGUCACAUACGUGCAAAAUCAGAUGGUAGCAUUAUGGACUUGGAAGGAGAAAAUAAUACUUGUAUGCAGGCAUCAUCUGUGUCAUCUAGGAAUUUAAGUAAACCGACGCAACCACCACCCCCUCCGCCCGAAGUAUGAUUUUAUAUAUUUAUAUACAUAGAUAUGAUAUAUGCAUAGGUAUAUCAUUAAUUUUUGUUAAAUGUUUUAUCAAAGCAUGUUAUAAAUACAUUUUAUGAAUUAUUGUGGUAACUCAAUAAUCUUAACAAAUAUUGAACUUUCAUUCAAACAUUUCUUAUUGCAAAUAUUUUCCUUCGUCUACAAAGUGUACCACUUAAUAUUCCCACUGGCGCACAGUGGGAAAUAUGGCAAAAAUUUUGCACACGGCUAUUUUAACCAAAUGGUGUUAAUUUCUUUUUUAUUCUUCAAAUAUAUACCUAUCUAUAUAUGAAUUUUUUAAAUCGAGUGAGAGCCCAUCAGUCUCAACACCAAAGAUAAUAAUUCGGUAUUUAAAAAUAAACAUAAAAAAUUUCGUAACUGAGGUUGAUUAAACAACGAAAAUAAUCACGUAGCUUCACAAUACUUUUCAACCUUAAACCUGAACCCAAAAACAUAACCUCAAAUUCAUCAAAUCUAACCACAAAGUAACACUGACUUUUCUAAAUCUAUGGGUAUAAUUCCUUGAAAACUAUAUUUUUGAGCUUACAUUUCCUAACUCCAAAACCAUAAACUUACACCCAUAAAAACCUAACCUCAAACCUUUCAAAACCUAACUCCAAACACUCAAAACUUAACAUCAAAUUCUAAAAACGAGCUAGAAAUUCAUAGAAUGUGUAUGUUGCACACCAAAUAAUAAAAGUUCUUAAAAACUGUUUUCUGGGACUUAUAUUUUUUAUUUUUGAAGCCCCUAACCUCUAUUUUGGAAUAUCUAACCUCAAAUCCAAAUAAUCUGAACUAGAAAGUAAAUAGAAGGAUAUUUUCCAAACCAAAGAAUGUAACUCAUUGAAAACUCUAUUCUGGGCUAAUAUUUUGUAUUUCUGAAGCCUCAAACCUGUUAUGUCCAUAAAAACCUAACCUCAAACCCUUGAAACUUAGUCUCAAAUCCACAGAAGUAAGUGGACAUUUAGAUAGAUAAAAUUUCAUUCAAUAAAUUAUAAAAAUUUCAACAAUUUAAGCUAAACUGUCAAACUGAAAAUUUAUAUUUACCGAAAUUAUUCGAUGGAUUGCAUUUCGAUAUCCUUAUUAAUAUAAGACUUAAUCCCUUUUACCGCGUCAAGGUAGCAGUCUUUAAAAGGGUUGUUUUUCUGUUUUUUUUUAUUUAUUUUUCUUUUUGUUUUUUCUUUUGUUUUUUCUUCUAAUUUUUAUUCAAUACAAUAUAGACUCUUUAAUCCGAACUCACCUUAAUUCAAAUAUCCACUAAUCCGGCCCAACGAAUGCCCGUUUCAAUGGUCCUCCUCAACAAGUAACAUUGCUCCGCAUGUUGCAGGCAUAAUUAUCAAGAAAGAAAUGAGUACUAAAAAGCAAACAUAUCACUGAUUUCUUUUGUAACUAUUAAACUGUUUCAAUGGUUUUUUAAAGUCUUCUUUUUAAUUUUUAAUAAAUUUGACGAUAAUGUUUGGUUUUAUUGUUAUUUUUUGCCUUCUCAGUAACACAUAAAAUCUAAUUCAUAUUAUAUGAAUGUAAAUAAACAUUUAUAUAUGUACAUAUUUACUAUCCAGUAAUCCGAAAAUAUCAGUAAUUCGAGCUUAUCCCUUUAAGCCUUAAUUAGUUCGUAUUAGAGUCUAUACUGUAUUACAAAAAUUUUCAUUUUAUUUUUAAAUACCUAAUUAUUAUCUUUGGUGUUGAGGCUAAUGGGUUCUCACUCGAUUUAAAAAUUCCUAUAUAGUUAUAUCAAAUUAUUGCACCAGGAUCAUAAAAUUAAGCAUUUUUGAAGAAGAAUAAAAAGAGAAAUUACCACUGUACAGUACAGUACAGAGUACGUAGAAUUUUUCCCAUAUUUCCCACUGUGUGGCGUUUCUUUAGAAACUUAAAUCAUAUUUUCAAUCGGUGCUUUAUUGGUGAAGUAGUUAUAGGUAUUCUGUAAAUGUUUGAAGUCCAUAUUCAGAAUGAUCAAUUUUUCGUCUAAAUCUAAUAGAUAAUGAUUAAUUAGAAAUUUUAUUAAUACAAUUUCAAAUGUUUUUAAAAGUAUUUUUCCUCGAUAAAUUAUUUUCUACACCUUACACUUUCGAUGAAUCAACCUGCAUUAUUUUUAUAAAGUGAAUUAUUUGUUUAAAGGGUCUAGCCGGAUAAGCAUGGUGAUUGGCCCCCAUGACUAAUGUGUAAAGUAAUAUAAGUUUUGAUAUUAGCACACAAUGAAAACAUCGUACAUAUCCCUUUUAGCGCAAGUUCUCAAACUACUUUAGAGAUAACGUGCAGAAUUUUUCAAAUUAAUUUUUCUCAAAAACUACAACUGAUAAAAAAAUGGAACCAAUGCGGAUCUUUGAGGAAUA